Molecule: messenger RNA, 1044 nt
Organism: Peronospora belbahrii
Lineage: Eukaryota; Oomycota; Peronosporomycetes; Peronosporales; Peronosporaceae
Source: the annotation of a GenBank genome assembly
AUGCCACGUCGGGUAGGUGAUAAGACCAUUGGUAUUGCCUCAAAGAAGAAGCAAUCAGGCGUGCCGAAGAAGAAACGCCGACGUAAGAAUUCGUGGGAUUACGAGGAUGACGACGGUGAUGUGGAGUUUGAAGCCCAGGAGGACUCUGGCAGUGAAUCAGAGGAAAAGCCCAAGAAGAAGCGCAUUCAGCGUCGUAAUAUCCAAGAAGAGAAGAAGAAAACAGUUGAUCCCGUGCGUAGAAAGAAGACGACAGUCAAAGAUAUGAUGCAAGACGAACAAGAAGACGAGGACGAUCGUAGUUUGCUUGAGGAGAAACACCGGAAUAGGAUGCAGCAGUACGAACAGGACAGUGAGCAGUUGCUACAGGAAGUACGUGAACUAGCAUUGCAAGAAAAAAGGACGCAGGAAAAGUUGAUUGAGAAGCUUAAAAGAGAUAUCACAACGCUGUCCAAACAAGCAGAGGAUGCACGCAAGAAACGGACAAAGGAAGUGGAUAGACUCGUGGCUGACAAGAUGCGCGAGUAUGAAGCCGAGCAGAGGAAAAAGGACGAUAGAGACGUGGAGAAGAAGGCUUUGCGUGAACGUAUUAAGGAACUUGAGUCUCAGUUUGCGUCGUUCAAGAGGAGUACGGGACCGGAUGAUGUGGUGACUAUCAACGCUGCUGCUUCAGCUGCCUCUGCCAUGCAAAACAGUGAAGCCAUUAUUCAACUUGACCAGGCGAACAAGCUUUUGGAAUUGUAUCGCCUCGUGACCAGCACAAAUAUUCGUCUAAUUCAAGCGACUGAUGACGACGAGCAGGACAGUGACGAUUGCGUUGAAAUUGUGUGUACAACUACAGACUCAGCGACUGGAAACCAGUUUGAGUUUGAGCUGGCCGUUUCUGCCAUCGUCUCAAGUGAAAUCGAGUAUCUUCCUAGCGAGAAGCCACCGAUGGGUGUUCAAGUACCGUCAUAUUUACGAGAGGAGCUGAGUUUUAGCAGGUCUGAGGUGACCAAGUUCUUUCGAUCAGUUCUCGACGUCGUCAUUAGGAAGAAGAAAUCAUAG